This is a messenger RNA of Callorhinchus milii (elephant shark), 1777 nucleotides long. It is a transcript of the gene fam241b, whose product is annotated as family with sequence similarity 241 member B. NCBI's taxonomy places the organism in Eukaryota, Metazoa, Chordata, Chondrichthyes, Chimaeriformes, Callorhinchidae. The coding region runs from base 181 to 525 and encodes 114 amino acids. The transcript has 3 exons. The record is from RefSeq and is a predicted model, not a curated record. Gene Ontology annotation, cellular component: intracellular membrane-bounded organelle.
AUUUCAUUCGGUGUAACACACACCGAAAUCUCAUUUCCUUUGGGUUUGUUUUGGUGACGUGACUCUAAACCCCAGUAGGAGAGACCCGGGAGGGAGGGAGGGAGGGAGAGAGUGGUGGUGGUGGUGGGGGUCGUUGCAUGGAACAGGGAGGUUCGGGAAGACCUUAACGCGUGCGGGAGGAUGGUUCGUAUUCUGGCGAAUGGGGACAUCGUUCCGGACGAUGAUCCGCGGGUCAGGAAGACAGCAAAUCGCAGGGAAGACCUCAACAGACCCCGGCAGGGUUUUAUCCAACACUCUGAAAAUACAAACCAGCCUCACCGGGGACAAGUGAAUGAAGGCCGCUCACUCUUUACAGACCUGAAUCAGCGACUGAUUAACAUGGGCUUCCCUCGAUGGAAUAUAGGAAAUCAAGUCAUUGAACCUAUCAUGUCCGUUGUUCUGUUGCUGAUGAUAAUGCUGAUGGGAAUGCGUGGCAUUCUGUUGGUAGGAGUGCUGUACCUUUUCUCACAAUUUAGUCGACGCUAGCUCGAUUUAUUGGAGACUUUUUCUAUCUUAUGUACAAGUAUUAAUGCGUUUUCCUUCUUGUUUGUAUUGGAGAACACAAGGGUAACAGAUAAUCUUUGCAAUUUAACACAUAAAUCGUGUCGAGAGUGAUUAAGUAUUAUCUGAAUGUGUGGUGGUUUUAUUUUCAUUUAAGGCUACCAUUGAUUAGGUGCCUGUAUUCUUUCAUUCUUUAAUUCAUAUAGACUUUUGAAAAUUCAUUACUUGGUUUAUUUGCUUUGACACAGUUUGUUACUUUCAGGAUUCAGAGUUUAUUCAAGUCAGUCCAGACCUAUCCAAGUCCGAAGUAGAUGAUUGUGGCACAAACACCAACUGGGUGAAAGAGUCGCAAUUUAUUCCCCAACUUGUCUCCUAGUUCAUUUACGUGUUGGUUUAAAAAAAUAGAAUAGACAAAAGUUGUUUUUCAUUUAUUUUAAAUAACAUAGAGAUUCUCACUAAUGCAGAGCAAAAAGAAGCAAAAAGUGAAAAAGAAACAAAUUUAUUCCACACAACCUCUGAUAACUUGGUCGAAGUUUAUGCAGAGUAUAUAGCAGAAACUAAUGUCUGAUCAUGUCAUUUCUUGACACCUUGCACUAUAAUCCUUCAUAAAACAUGACUGUGAAGCCCUCCAGGUUUAAGGAUUUUAAAAGUGUAGAUUAGACUUAACAAAUUCAGUGCUAUGUGCUCUUGAUUGCAAAAUUUAAAAAACUGAAAAUGUGUCUCUUUGUAGGAAAUACCUUUGACUUAAACACGAAUAAUUGGUGUUGUUUUAUUUCCUAGCACAGGAUCUUCCAAAAUCUUAACGGAUAGGUUUUCAUGUGAAUAAAGGAACAGGUAUCCAUUCUACUCUGGGUUGUGCUAGGUCCCACCUUUGUGUCCCCUCCUAUAAUAUAUGCCAUUAGAGAGGCUGUAACACAAGUGACAACCAAAAAUCCAGGUCUCUAAAUUGAAGGAAUGCUCUUGAUUUUCAAAAUAAAAUUCACGUGAAGAAGUCCUAGGUCUUUUCUUGAUUUCGUUUUGUCAAAUAUCAAAUAAAAUCAAGAUUUUCCAUGAUUCUAAUAUUUUGCAAACUCUGUUGUGUUUCUGGCACAAAGAAACAUUUGGGCUGUUUGAAUAAUCACAAUACACUUGUAUAUUUUGUGAAGCAUUAUGAUCAACAUUCCAUGAACAGAAGGUAAUAUUAUCACUGCAGAGAAUGAACUUUUUAAAUUGUUUAAUAAAUACAGAAUUUAUAGUU